GCAGGUUCUGGAGCGAAAUCAGAGAGGGGGAGCAGAGGCGCACGGUACCACAGCCAGGACCACUUUGGAGCUUCUGCACGGCGACAGGAGAACCACUCUAGCGCCUCAGUGUUCCGCGUCCACGCAGAGCAAGACGCGCAAAGAGUGGAGCGAAGAGACGCGCGGCGAUGACACGCCAGUAACAAGGCGCACUUUUCUCAGUCGGAACGCGAGCGGAUCCACCGUGUAUACGUCCAAGAUGAGCAAAGAGGCGACGAGGCUGCCCCGCUACGCGGUGCCGCUGCUGCUGCUCGCCCUGUGCGCCGCCGUGCAGCGGACAGACUCUGCGGCUUGCCAUGGGUGUGCAGGAUCCAAAUGUGACUGUAGUGGAGUCAAAGGAGAUAAGGGUGAGAGGGGUUUUCCAGGUCUCACCGGACAACCAGGAGUGCCGGGAUUCCCGGGACCGGAAGGGCCAAUCGGACCCCGAGGAGAGAAGGGUAGUGAUGGACCUAUGGGUUUAGGUGGCCCAAAAGGAAUAAGAGGACCUGCCGGAUUGCCAGGAUUUCCAGGAACACCAGGACUUCCAGGUCUGCCGGGGCAGGACGGAGCUCCAGGCCCAAGAGGAACGCCAGGAUGCAAUGGGACUAAAGGUGAAAUAGGCUACCCGGGAACAUCUGGAAUCCCAGGACAACAAGGACUGUCGGGUCCACCUGGUCUUCCUGGACAGAAGGGCGAUCCCGGUGACGUGAUCUCGACAAAUCGCUUUGGGGAGAAAGGAGCUGUGGGAUUUCCUGGACUGCCAGGAGUUCCUGGUCCUCCAGGGCCUGCCGGCUACCAAGGUCCAACUGGCCCUCCAGGACCGAGAGGCUUUGAGGGUCGACCUGGCCCUCCCGGUCCUCCUGGACCUAAGGGAAACAUGGGACUGAACUUCCAAGGCCCCAAAGGAGAGAAGGGCGAUGGUGGUUUACCGGGACCUGCUGGGCCGCCGGGACAGGUUGGGGAACAGAAGAGGCCAACCGAGACAGAGAUUCAGAGAGGCGACAAGGGUGACCCAGGAAUUCCGGGCUCCCCAGGUGAUCCCGGCUAUCCAGGUCCUCCUGGUACCCCUGGUGGCCAGAAAGGAGAAAAGGGAGAACCGGGAGAGGCAGGCAAACGUGGCAAACCAGGAAAAGACGGCGACCCUGGUCCACCAGGCUUCCUUGGUCUCAAAGGAGACUCAGGCAUUCCGGGUUCCCCAGGCAGGGAUGGAGAGAGAGGCAUGAAAGGAGAACGUGGAUUCCCCGGUGCUCCAGGAUUGGUGAUUAGCGGGCAGACAGGAGCACAAGUGGGUCCAAAAGGCGAGCCCGGGUUCCCCGGAUCACCUGGCGGCAAAGGAGACAGAGGAUCAACAGGUUUACCAGGACCUCCAGGAGCAGCAGGAAUUCCAGGUGGUGGUGGUGGUGGUAUACCGGGACAGCCAGGCUUCCCAGGAGACAGAGGUCAAAAGGGAGACACGGGCAGUCCAGGGAUCUCUCUUCCAGGAACUCCGGGUCGCCCUGGACCCCCCGGGGCGCAGGGUCUACCAGGGCCCCCUGGACCUCAAGGCUUUUCCACCGGUGGGCAGAACUGUCUCCCUGGUAAUCCUGGACGUGACGGCCUUCCGGGAGACAGAGGUUACCCAGGAGAGUCGGGCCAGAAAGGUGAAAAGGGAGACACCUGUGUCAACUGCAGGAGUGGUACAACCGGUAUCCCCGGACCCCCGGGUCCUGCUGGACAACCAGGUUACCCAGGAAAUCCUGGUACCCCAGGUGUUAAAGGAGAAAGCGGAUUCCCUGGUUCAUCUGGCGGAAAUGGGCCACCCGGUGUGCCCGGUCCUAUAGGUCCUCCAGGAUUCCCAGGAGAGAAGGGAGAGCCAGGCGAAGCCAUCUCUGGAGGCGGUGCCAGGGGUGAGAAGGGUGACACUGGAUUUCCUGGUCCACCUGGUCUUCCAGGUCUGGAUGGACGGCCCGGUCGCGAUGGGCAGCCCGGUCUUCCGGGGCCCAAAGGAGCUCCUGGACCUUUCGACGGGAGAGGAGAGCGAGGGAUCCCUGGUGAUUCAGGUCCCCCUGGGAUCCCAGGAGAUCGAGGCCCUCCAGGUUCCCCCGGCUUUGGACCCCCCGGAGCAUCUGGAGAAAAAGGUAUCCAGGGUGUCUCUGGAAGACCUGGAUCUCCUGGUAUACCUGGUGCCAAAGGUGAGCCAGGUUUGUCAGUGGCAGAAAAAGGGCAAUCGGGACCCAGAGGUCUGGACGGGGAGCCGGGACUUCCUGGUGGACCAGGAAACCCAGGUCAGCCUGGUCAACCUGGUUUCCCUGGAUUACCAGGAGCCAAGGGUGACCCUGGACUGCCCGGUAUUGGACUUCCUGGGCCCCCUGGACCUAAAGGAUUUUCUGGUACCCCCGGACAACCAGGAGCUCCGGGAGGAGCUGGUAGACCAGGGGUAGAUGGCCUUCCAGGCCAACCUGGAUUUCCUGGACCAAAGGGUGAACCAGGCUUCGGCUUACCAGGGCCUCCAGGUUUACCAGGUGUACCUGGAGCUAAAGGUUUCACCGGACCCAAGGGAGAUCCUGGUUUCCCUGGCGGGCCUGGCUCACCAGGGCGAUCUGGAUUUGAUGGCGUACCAGGACCUAAAGGUGAAGCAGGAACAUCCGGUCUCCCCGGACCUCGUGGCCCACCAGGACCCCCGACAGCAGGCUCACGUGGGCCUCAAGGGCCUCCUGGACUCCCAGGGCCAAUGGGUCCACCUGGAUACCCUGGAGCGAAUGGAGCAAAAGGAGACCCAGGGACCCCAGGUUUAGAUAUUCCUGGAUUGCCAGGAGAUAGAGGAAGUCCUGGUUUCCCUGGUUCCCCAGGACCAAUUGGAACCCCGGGACCCCCUGGAGGACCUGGAAGGGAUGGCCUUCCUGGGCUGCCAGGUACCAAAGGAGACAUGGGUCCCAUUGGAUCUCCUGGACCAGCUGGAGGACCCGGGGGUCCUGGGGGACCCGGCGCUUCUGGUCAGAAAGGUGAGUCUGGAUUCCCUGGUAGGGAUGGCGUUCCUGGCUCGACUGGAGCAAAAGGAGAAAGGGGUGAUCCUGGUCUACCAGGACCUCCUGGAUACAGUCCACCAGAUCUGAGGACAAAGGGUGAUAAAGGAGAACCGGGACUACCAGGAGCACCAGGUUUUCCAGGCCAAAAGGGCAUCACUGGUAUCAACGGUGACCCUGGACUUCCAGGAUCAGAUGGACGCCCUGGACUUCCUGGACCAUCAGGACCAAAAGGAGAUCCUGGCAUUCCAGGUGGACCUGGCGGUCCUGGAGCUCCUGGACAAAAAGGCAGCAUGGGAGAAAUGGGAUUUCCAGGACCGUCAGGGCAGAAGGGUUUGCCGGGCCUAUCAGGUCGACCCGGAACUCCAGGCCAACCUGGAGUGCCCGGUUUUCCAGGAGCCAAAGGUGAACCUGGCUCUGCUGGGGUUGGACCCCCUGGACCACUAGGAAUCAAGGGCGAUCCAGGCCAGUCAGGUUUUCCUGGAAGUCCAGGGCCUAAAGGGACUUCAGGAUUACCAGGUCUUCCAGGACUACCUGGAGGACCGGGUGCCAAAGGUGAUCUAGGUCCACCAGGAUUCCAAGGAUCUCCUGGUAUUCCCGGUCCAAAGGGUCUUGACGGUGGGCCCGGUGGCCCAGGCUUAACUGGAGCGCCUGGCCGACCAGGAGAGCCUGGCCGAUCAGGUGCACCAGGAUUUCCAGGAGAUAAGGGUCAACCGGGUCGGGACGGGAUCCCUGGGCCGGCUGGCGUCAAAGGAGAGCCAGGGCUUCCAGGCUAUGGUGAACCAGGACCCUCUGGACUUCCAGGACUGCCGGGUGCCAAGGGAGACCCCGGUCCCACAGGCCCACCCGGCAGUCCCGGUUUCCCCGGUUCAAAAGGCGACGGUGGCUUCCCCGGCCUGCCAGGCUCUCCGGGGCCCAUCGGCCCUCCUGGACCUCCAGGUCUAGCUCUCCAGGGUCCUAAAGGCUUACAAGGACCCCCUGGACCACCAGGAAGAGCAGGUGUGCCUGGCCCUCAAGGAAGUCGUGGUCCGCCAGGAAGUGGUGGCGUUAGGGGAGAGAAAGGUAUUCCCGGUGCUGCUGGUCAGCCAGGCUUCCCUGGACAGAAAGGAGACCCUGGCGUUCCAGGAUUCUCAGGUGCACCCGGCUCUCCUGGUGGUCCUGGCGCAAAGGGAGACAUCGGUCUGCCCGGCGUUCCCGGAUUCCCAGGACCAAAAGGAGACUCAGGACUUCCCGGUGGCUCUGGCCUUCCUGGUGACCCUGGAGAUGUGGGACCGCCAGGCCUUCCGGGUGACCCUGGUGUUCCUCAGCCCCCCAUUGUGAUUAAAGGAGACCGUGGACCCCCUGGUUCUCAGGGCCAGCCGGGUGGUGGAGGGCUUCCGGGCUCUCCUGGACGUGAUGGCCUCCCAGGUCAGCCAGGUGACUCGGGAGAUCCUGGUCCAGAGGGUCCCCCUGGAUUCAGCGGCCCCCCUGGAAGGAAGGGAGACAACGGACCUGCUGGUCAGCCUGGUCAGCGCGGCUAUCCGGGUCCUCCCGGUUCUGACGGCCCACAGGGUGCUCCCGGUCUUCCUGGCACGGGCUCGGCGUCCCACGGCUUCCUCAUCACCCGACACAGCCAGAUUCAGGAAGUGCCGCUGUGUCCGGUCGGAACCAACCUCAUAUACGACGGCUACUCCCUACUCUACGUGCAGGGCAACGAGCGGGCGCACGGGCAGGACCUCGGAACGGCGGGCAGCUGUCUGCGCCGCUUCAGCACCAUGCCCUUCAUGUUCUGCAACAUCAACAACGUGUGUAACUUUGCCUCCCGUAACGACUAUUCCUAUUGGCUGUCCACGCCCCAACCCAUGCCCAUGUCCAUGGCUCCCAUCACCGGCGAGAGCAUCAAGCCUUUCAUCAGCCGAUGCUCGGUAUGCGAAGCUCCCGCCAUGGUGAUCGCAGUCCACAGCCAAACCAUCCAGAUUCCAAACUGCCCCGCCAACUGGGAGGCUCUGUGGAUCGGUUACUCCUUCAUGAUGCACACUAGCGCCGGCGCCGAGGGCUCCGGCCAGGCCUUGGCCUCCCCCGGCUCUUGUCUGGAGGAGUUCCGCAGCGCCCCCUUCAUCGAGUGCCACGGCAGGGGCACGUGCAACUACUACGGAAACUCUUACAGCUUCUGGUUGGCCACAGUGGAUGAAAGCGAGAUGUUCAGCAAGCCCCAGUCGGAGACACUGAAGGCGGGCAACCUGCGGACACGCGUCAGCCGUUGCGUGGUCUGCAUGAAGAGGACGUAACGGCGCACAGCAACCAUCGCACCACCUGCAUCCGAAUUCGGGCUGAUCGCACGGCGGAACUGGUGGAAUUCCAUUGGUGCAUUGUCUUCAAGUAAAAACAAUGGUGCUACUGUGCAACACAGCUUAAAAAAAAAAAAAAAAAAAAACUGACAUAAAUCUCCUUUUUUUUUUUUGCUUUGUUUUUCCUAAGAAGUACCUCAAAAAAAAAAAGCAGAGGAAAAAUAUUCACAAAACGGUGCCAUGAUGAAUGCGUGACAGCAAACAUGCAUUUUUCACUCCCCCCCCCCCCUCCCCUCUCCACUUUGAACGUGACCCAGGUGUUCUUCCUUUUCUACACAUGCUCUUUUUCUUGUUUUCUUUUCUUCUUAACGAGGAGGGUGCGGAUGAAGCUCUCCGUGGUAACCAAACGGGCACUUUGACUUCGGGACAUCCAAGAUGCGAGAUGCACUGACUAGGAGCUUUCCUUUUGUGAGACUGACUUGGCUUUGACCACUUUUUUUUUUUUUUUUCUCGUCUUGCUCUUCCCUUCUUAUUUCUAUACGUCCGUCGUGACACGUGGUGGUACUUACUAACCCUGCUGCAAACACGCCUGCUAACUCCGCCUUCUUUCUUUUGUAAGUAAUAAAAUGUGUAUAUUGUGUAAAACACCUUUUAUUAUUAGCGUCUUAGGUCUUGAAUUGGUAACGAGCAUUUUUGCAGGUUUAGUUUGCUUACUCACGCACGCAACACACACACACAUAUUGUACAAAGUAAGGCUUUUAUGAAUGAAAACAGUAUUUUAUAUAUAAUAAAUAUAUAUUUCUUAAAAAAAAAAAAGAGGAUACUUGGCAGUGGGUGUUUUAAGGUUAUUCAGUUCACCAAAAGACAAACUACUGAGCACAGUCAAAGCCAUUUCCCUGCAACAAGUGUGUACGAUAUUAAAAUCACUUAACCUUUUGUACUCAAUUUGUAGAAUUAAUAAUAAAGCGGAAUUAAGGGGAGUUUUAAGAUGGUCUGAUGAUCGGGGAAACGUUUCACAGGAUUUUAAUUAAAUCAUGGCUUCUUGUUACGAAAACCAUGUCAUGUUGUGUUGUUUCUUCAUUUGUUUUAGUUUUUUUUUUUUUACAUUUCCAGGUGUUGGGCUUUGCUGUAAAAUGUGAGCCUGAAUUCCUGCACCAAAAAUCUCCAAAUUUCACACUCGAUUUAACGUGUAGGAGUCUCUAAUUUUACUGUGACUUUGUGAGAUGUUCUUUGGGUCAAGCUGGGGUGCAAUUGUAAUUUUUUUUUUUUUUUUAAAGUUCCUGUUCUGGUAUUUCGAAGUUGUUAUAAGCGAAAGACUGAAAUAAACACAAUGACCAAAA
This is a messenger RNA of Syngnathus typhle (broad-nosed pipefish), 6627 nucleotides long. It is a transcript of the gene col4a5, whose product is annotated as collagen, type IV, alpha 5 (Alport syndrome). NCBI's taxonomy places the organism in Eukaryota, Metazoa, Chordata, Actinopteri, Syngnathiformes, Syngnathidae. The transcript has 49 exons. The record is from RefSeq and is a predicted model, not a curated record. Gene Ontology annotation, cellular component: collagen type IX trimer. The coding region runs from base 239 to 5287 and encodes 1682 amino acids. Gene Ontology annotation, molecular function: extracellular matrix structural constituent.